Caenorhabditis remanei is the source of this 462-nucleotide messenger RNA. RefSeq lists its product as uncharacterized. The record is from RefSeq and is a predicted model, not a curated record. The coding region runs from base 1 to 462 and encodes 153 amino acids. NCBI's taxonomy places the organism in Eukaryota, Metazoa, Nematoda, Chromadorea, Rhabditida, Rhabditidae. The transcript has 2 exons.
AUGUUCUCGAAACCAAUUUUUGAUUUUUCUGUUUUGGUUUUUCUGGCCGGUGUUGUUUCUUCUCUCACUACCAACGAGGAUGUUUUCAACCAAUCGAAAGGUCUCGUCCGUUGCUGGGAGUUAAACCAAGUGGGCAACCAUUCGUCAGGAUAUUUUCUUAGUGAACCAAAGUGGCCAUUCUGCACCUACAUGCCCUCCGAAAAAUUCCCAACCAUCUUCUCUGCCGGUGCAGGAGACGAGCUCCCAGAAAAGGAGCUUCACGAGCUCACCCGCGUGUUUGGUAUGACCGAUAAAAAAUAUGGACUGGCUACAAUUUGCUUCCAAGAGGUCAUCCAGUGGGCAGCAAUACCGUAUCCACCGUCGGUUGCCGUGAGAUGCGCUUGCAAAAGAGACGGCUGCAAUGUUCCCAAAGAAUUUGCUGCUUUCUUAGAAUUCAACAAGCACCCGAUUCCCAAGAUUUAA